ACUCUCAUGUGAAAGGGGAAGGACACUCUUGAUGAGUUGUGAAAUGAGCGUAGAAACUAUUGAACCUAUAAUAUUAUAGCCCCUUCCAAGCGAAAACAUGAGGGAGAAGUGUGGAAAACUGAUGGUUUGUUGUCAUUGUUGUUUCCUUAUUCAUCUGGGUUAUCAUCUGGGCGUAUCUAAAAUUCUAGAGCUGGUGAUCUCCCGCAAAGGAACUUCAUUCGAUAUUCUAAUCCAACUCAAGUACCUGUAAAACAUUAUGCAUGCAGUCCGACCCUUUACGUGCAUCCCCCCACCCUCUCCUCCGCUGGGUACUGGAUUCUUCGACACACUCCUCCCCACUCUUUUGCUACCUUGUUAGCCUCGUUUCUAUGUAUGUGGGCCGGGCAGGAAGAAGAAGUAGAAAGGGGCAUAGCUAUCGCAAUCGUACGAGACUUUUACCGGUCCUGGUCGCCGUUUUACGUUCUUGAAAUAAUUUGUUUCGAAAGUGUGGAGUUCACGACCAUUAUUUUUUUUCUAUGGUUAAACUACUCGUUCUUUGCGGAGCAAAAGGUCUGGGGACUGUACUCUCGGUCACUGACUUGACGUUGUAAAGAUAGCCUGGAUGUAUUUUACGAUGACUGCAUGAGUCAUGCGACAAUUUUUGAUCUCCACGUUGCAUUCUUUCCCAGCCUCUGACUGAGAUAAAAAGACAGAGCUGUGUAUGGUAUAUUUAUUUCACCAAUCCUGAAGAUGUUGUUUGGUCAACUGAAUUACUUUGGAAGCGAUUUAUGAUAAACGUAAGACUCAAAAGGCUGUAGGCUUAAUCAUGUCAUCAGAUGCAGCAUCUCUUCAUGCCUUGGAGCUGCUUAUGAAUGAAUUCUUCAAUGCCUCAACCAACAACCAUCGGAAAAGAGAAAUAGAACAAGUAUUACAGAACUUUAGUCAACAAUCAGGAGCAUGGCACCAUUGUGUAUAUUUUAUGAACAAUUGUUCAAAUCAGUAUGUUUUGAUGUAUGCGGUUUCAGUGUUUGAGAAUCUCAUCAAUAAACAGUGGAUAGGAGCACAAGCCGGAGAUAAGGCUGAAGUGCGCCAAUUUCUUAAUGAAUAUCUUUUGUCGCACCACAAGAAGCUUCCAACACACAUCAGAAACAAGCUUGUUAAAGUGAUUGUUGACGUAGGACGGGUUGACUGGCCACAUUUCUACCCAAAUUUUUUCUCAAAUAUUAUUGAGUUGCUCCAGCAACCGUCCACAGUAACUUUAGGCUUGGUCAUGCUCCAGACAACAUCAGAAGAAAUGGCAUCCCCCAGGGAAGACUUGAGUAUUGCUAGAAAAACUGAAGUGCACAGACUAUUGCUCAAUGAAGUUCCUGGAGUUCUUUCUUUGUUAACACAUUUAUUGGACAGAGUCUUAGAAAAGCAUCGCCGACUUGCAACAACAGUCACACCACCUCCAUCUCCUACUCACGGAAUGUCACCAGUUAGAAGUACAAGCCCUUCAGUAUCAGGAUCAGGUUCAUUAUCAUUAUUCUCAUCGUCAACAUCUGCUGAUCAGACACUUCAACACCCGGGAAGUAGUAAUCUCAUGGGAAGGUUAUUGAGUAAUUCACCGAUGAAAUCUAGACAGAAUUUAGGACAUCCACUGCCUCCUUUAGACUCAGAAUCAGAGGAAAUUAGUUCUCUAGUGCUCAAAUGUUUGGGCCAUCUCUUUAGCUGGAUCCCUCUGUCUACAACAAUUACACCAUCACUUGUGUCUACCGUGUUUUAUCUUGCGGAGUUUGGCUGCAAUGUAGUGCCGACAAGUUCUGGUAGCAAUGUUGUGGGUAAUGCUGAACUAGGUGUCUCGGCAAUGUCCUGUAUUAAUGAACUGCUGUCCAAGAAUUGUGUUCCAGUUGAAUUUGAGGAGUUCUUGCUGAAGUUGUUUCAACAGACAUUUCAGUUGUUACAAAGAAUAACAAAAGACACAGGAGCUCAGGCUGUGGAGAACCUCCUCACAGAACAAGAUGAAAGCUAUUUGAGCAAGUUCACAGAGUUCUUGAGACUCUUUGUGAGCAUACACCUGAGAAGAUUUGAAAACAGCUCCCAUUUCCCAGUGCUUGAGCUGCUAACAUUACUCUACAAAUAUACUUUCAAACAGCCACAGCUGGAAGGGUUUUUUGCCUGCCUUGAUAUUUGGACCGUGUUUCUAGAUUAUCUUAUUGGUAAAGUGGCAAAUGCAAGAAGUGACAAACUGGCUGAGGCUGAAGCUACUGUUAGCAGAUACAAGGAAGUUUUACUGAUGCUGUUAACUGAGCUGCUGAAGAAAAUUCAAUUCCGACAUAAUCAAAGCCAACUGGAGGAACUGGACGAUGAAAGCUUGGAUGAUGAUUCGCAGACAGAGUGGCAAGCAUUUCAAAGGAAUUGUCUGGAAAUUGUUGCCAAGUUAGCAGAACUGUUGCCUGGAGAAACUUUCUCCCUGUUGUUCCCUUUGUUCAGUGAAUACUGUGAUGUGUACAUUGGUCUUGGAGAGUACGUUAGAAAAACUGCUCAUGGCUUACAUCUCGGUAUCAGUGCUGAAAAUGAAUGUCAUCAAUUACACUGCACACUGAGGGACUUGACCACCAUGGAGCGUGCCCUGGGAAGGCUGUCAGAACAUUUUAUUGGUGAAGUGAAUUUUGCCAACAGGUUUAGUGAUGGGGAAGCAAUUGUCGAGAGACUAGGACAAAUUGCGUUGUUUGGUACACAAAGCCAACUAUUUGCAGUGCACACAGCUGUGCCAAGUGUCCUUCAACCCGACCUAAUCGAAGUCCAUGCCCAAGGACUGGCUGCAUUACAAGCAUAUUGUCACUGGAUGGCUCAGUAUUACCUGGAAACACACCGACAACAACAGCACCAAGAAAAGUUUGUGGCUCUUGUCUCCAAUGCAGUUGAUGCUUUAGUGCCAUUGUUAAACAAAGAGGUUCCUCAACGUAUUUCAUUGCCUGCAUCUCACCUUCUCAACUCAUUAGCAUCUACUGUUCGCCCGUCAUUCAUGACUGCCCUGGAAAAAAUACAAAACCUCUUCCACGACGUCAGCAGUGGUGCCUUGUCUGAAAUGCCGCUUGAGGUGCAGACCUUAGUUAUUAGAUCUCUGUCCAAUGCUUUGGUGUUACCAUGGCCAAGCAAGGCUGAUAACGAACAGGAAUGGGAGGUUCGGUCACAAAGCCAUCAGAGUUUUAUCCAAAGUGUUAAACAGCCAUUCAAAAGUGUCGUGGACACGCCAGGAUUUGCAGAAAACAAACAGUUACAAGAGAGUGCCAAGUCACGUGUGCAUUUCACCCUGCAUGUGUUGGGGGAUUUAAUGGCUGCAGUGGCAGAAGACCAGGUUACCAAGACCAAGCUUAUUCUGUACCAGUCCAUCACGGAUGUCGUUCAACUCACUCUUACUAUUUUUCCUGUGUUUAUUCAUCAUCCAGAUACAACAGAUGAGAUUCUAGGCUUCCUUCUGACGUUGUUUGAGAGUCUCAAGGUACAGCUCGGCCCAGCUGUGACAGAGCAGAUCGUACAGCAACUGCUUCACACUUUCACCAGGCAGCAGCUGACCGAAACACUGCAUCACGAGAGCACUGCAGGCUCACGUGUCAUUACCAAGUUCCUGAAGAUUCUGCAGCUCUUGGUGCAGGAACCCGCGGCCUCCUUCAAGGCUUUCCUUCCUAAUAUAAUCGGGCUGUGUAUGGAGCAACUUUACCCAAUUUUAGUUGAGCAACCGUGCCCCGAUAUCAAGUGUGAAUUUUAUGAGCUGCUUCAUCAGUUACUACUUCACAACUGGCGCUACUUCUUCCGCUCAUCACUACUGGCCCGUAUGUCUGCGGGCGAAGAGACUGUCGAGAACCAACCUCAGUUUACUGCCAUUAUGCAGGCUUUUGGACAAUCUUUCCUUCAACCUGAUAUCACAGUAUUUAAACAGAAUCUUGAAGCGUUAGAAAACCUCAACUCCAAGUGUAAACUGUAUCAGAAGCUCAUCUUUAAAGACGUCAUGUUACUUCAAUUUGUGAAUGUGUUCCUUCAAGCGCUGGUCUACAGAUCACAUGACUUGCUACAAGAAGAGAUCACCAUCACACUGUACAAUAUGGCGGCUGUUGAUUUUGACUCGUUCUACUCCGCGUUCCUACCUCGGUUUCUUGGAGGCUGUGAAGGACUCACAGAGUCACAGAAAUCUGAGCUAGGAAAGAACUUCACCCCUGACAAGGACUUGCCAUCUUUUACACAGAGUAUUCACCGGUUUGUAGGAGAUUUACGGUACUACAGACUGUGUAACAGCAGCUUGCCCUCGGGGACUGUCAAGUUUUAAUAGACAACUCUUAUUUAAACGACGGCGAAACAUAUAAUUUAUACUCGUGUAAUCACACUGGUUUAGUUAUACUCUUGUAAUUUAUACGUUAUUAUCUAUAAACUGUGUAAUAUAUACUUGGGUAGUUAUACUCGUAUAAUUUAUACUUGUUUAUUUACCGUUCCAAAACUGUGAGCAAAAGGAGACCAAAAAAGUUACAUGUUAAGAGAUGUUGGAAAUAUUGUAUAUUUUUAUAUUUACAAGAGUACCAGUGUAAUUUGUAAAGAAAUAUUAAAAUUAAGCAUUUUUUAGAAUAGUAUUGAUUAUGUGUGGAGUAUGUCAGAUGAACAAAUAUAUACGAUAUCGUAGAAAGUAA
Molecule: messenger RNA, 4640 nt
Organism: Orbicella faveolata
Lineage: Eukaryota; Metazoa; Cnidaria; Anthozoa; Scleractinia; Merulinidae
Product: exportin-6-like
Biological process (GO): protein export from nucleus
Molecular function (GO): nuclear export signal receptor activity; small GTPase binding
Source: RefSeq, a predicted model, not a curated record